AUCGUGCCAGUUUCGUUCGAAUCACGAGUUGAAAAGGGCGCAUUUUAUAUCGACGGUCGACGACGACGACGACGGCGGUGAGCAAUCCUAUCGAAGGGACGAACACCACUUCCGUUGGAAGUAAUUUUGCAUAUAAACAAAGUGAAGCGGACGGGGAAGGAAAAACCGCGCGAUUGCGGAUCCGUUUCUUCCGUCGUCAUUCACCUGGUCGGUGCGCUGUUCAUGUUCUAGUUCAAAAUCAGUGCAAGUGCCAAUAAAAUGAGCAGUGAAAGCAGAACAAAAUACGAUAAUAGCGCCCUCCUUUCUAGCACAAACGCUAUAAGCACAGAUCAGCGACCGUGUGCUGAAGCAUAGAGCAAUAACACGCCCGCAAGUGUACGGUACAUAUCAAAUAAGUGACAUAGCAAGCCGUGCCGAGCGAAAAGGAGGAAGCCAAGGAAGGAAUAUCGCACAGUGAGUUUAAUGCCAGUAGUGGUGGGUGGCAAUGAUGAUGGGUGGUGGAGAUGGAGAACGGUGCCGCCGAGGAAGCAGCGAGGAUGCAAAAUUUAAUUUAAUGCCGAACAAAGCGAAGAAGCUCCACCGUCGCCAUCGCCGGCAUCUUGCCGGAACCGAUGGCAACAGCGGCGGGCUACGGCGAGUGCUUCUGAGUCGAUCCGGUGGAAUAACGAUGAGGAGCUUCAUUGGAAUGCUUUUGGGAUUACUUACAAUAUCAGAAUCGCUGGCCCUGCGCCUCACCACGGUUCGCAUCCCGACCUACAAAUUUCGCGGCGAGUCAGCCCUGCUCGAGUGCCAGUACGAGCUCAGCGAACAGCAGCUUCAAACCGACCAGGAGGUCGCAACCGAGGAUGAACGCCUCUACUCCAUCAAGUGGUAUAAAGACAACGAAGAAUUCUACCGGUACGUUCCCUCGGCGAAUCAUCCCAUCAAAACGUACAAAAUCGAUGGCAUCCGGGUAGAUCCGAACCAGUCCGAUGGGACGAAAAUCCUGCUGAAGGGCCUGUCGCUCAAAUCGUCCGGCAUUUAUCAGUGCGAGAUUUCUGCCGAGGCACCCAACUUCGAUUCGGUUCUCGGUGAAGGUCGGAUGGAUGUGAUAUAUGUUCCGAAAGAUGGUCCUCACAUCAACGGGAGCGAGCGAAGGUCGUACCACAUCGGUGAACGGAUGGACCUGAACUGUACCUCCGGGCGCUCCUAUCCGGCCUCGACGCUCCAGUGGUACCUGAACGACCAGCUGGUCGUGGACCCCGGCAGCAUCGUGAACUAUCCGCGACUGGUCAAUCAACAUGGGCUGCUCGUAAGCUUCCUGGGGCUAAGUAUGAUGGUCCAACCGGAGCACUACAUCGACGGUCUAAUGCGGAUCAAAUGUGUGGCCAGCCUGUCGCCGGUGCUGUGGCGAAACGGGAAGGAAAGCAUCGUCCAGUGGGAGCAGCCGGCGAUCGAUAACCGGGUGGCGAUGCUGCUAGUGAAAAGCAGCUCCUGCCGGUGGCAGUCCACUGCGGCUCUAAUAACUCUCUGUUCUGCCCUGUUGUACAUCACCAGAACCGGCUAUCGAUGCCGGUGCGCGGGUCUAGCACUAACACUAGGGUAACUGAAACAAUGCACCAGCAUCGGGAACCAUCGAAACAUAAUUCGACUAAAAGUUGAACUUGUAAAGCAUCAGAUUCUCUACACAUUAUUCAAUGGUGGAAGAAAGUUUGCGAAGCGUAAUCAAAAGUAGGGUUAAAAAACACCACGAGGGUCCGAGUGUCGAAAUAGGGUAAUCAAAGGAGGCGAGUUGGGUAAGUGAUGAACGAUGCGGAAGGGCAGUGAUUUACACGAUAGUAUUUACAGCUGGUAGCCCAAGCUAGCGGUCGAGCUUUGUCCGAGCUCGAGUUUUUUUUCACAAAAAUCUUUAGUUUUUUUUCUUUGUGUACAAACAAAACAAGCACUGUAUAUAGAGAGAAGCAAGUCCUAGAAAAGUCAGCAGGCUGGUUGUAAAGUUGUUAAUUUUGUAUAUAACAGUUAGCUGGCAAAGAUUCCUAGAAUAAACAUUUCGCUUGAAUCCACUA
This is a messenger RNA of Topomyia yanbarensis, 2045 nucleotides long. RefSeq lists its product as uncharacterized. The coding region runs from base 485 to 1585 and encodes 366 amino acids. NCBI's taxonomy places the organism in Eukaryota, Metazoa, Arthropoda, Insecta, Diptera, Culicidae. The transcript is spliced from 5 exons. The record is from RefSeq and is a predicted model, not a curated record.